AUGAAGCUAGUUCUGGAAGGCAUAGUGCACAUGGGGAGACACUCUUGCUGCUACAAGCAGAAGCUUCGUAAAGGCCUCUGGUCUCCAGAGGAAGACGAGAAGCUUUUGAAUUACAUCACCAAACAUGGCCAUGGAUGUUGGAGCUCAGUUCCAAAACUGGCUGGUCUUCAGAGGUGUGGCAAGAGCUGCAGAUUAAGGUGGAUAAAUUACCUUAGGCCAGAUUUGAAGAGAGGGGCAUUCUCACAGCAAGAAGAGAACUCCAUAAUUGAACUUCAUGCAGUCCUUGGCAACAGGUGGUCGCAGAUUGCUGCUCAGUUACCUGGAAGAACUGACAAUGAGAUAAAGAAUCUAUGGAAUUCCUGUCUGAAGAAGAAGCUUAGGCAAAGAGGCAUUGACCCAAACACACACCAGCCCCUAUCGGAGGUUGAGAAUGACAAGGACAAGCCUCUCGCAACUGAAAGAAGCAACCAGAAAGCCUCCAAUGAGGUGAGUGUUGUUGAGCCACCCAAACAAAAGCCAAUAACUACUACUACUUCUAUGCCUAUGGAUAGAUAUCCCCUUGAAGUUUCUGCUACCUCAAAGAUCAGCAGUGGCAACAACAACAGCAGCACCCUAGAAAGGUUUGGCACCUGCCAUGACAACAACAGUUCCAUCACUAGUUCUGAUAUGAUGGGAAUGGGGUAUUUCCCUUUCCAGCACCUAAACUAUGGACCAAACAUGGGACUCACUACUGCCAACCCCAACAGUAUCCCACUUUGUUUCAUUCCAGGUUCCACUUCUUCCCAAAUGAUGUCAGAGCUGAAUUCCACCAUGCUCCAUUCUGUGUUCUCAACACAUGUAAAGCCCACUGCUAGCCUCCAGUCUAAUAACUUAUCCUCUGAUGCGGUUCAGAACUGGGAAGGAAGUACCUUCAGUAACAACAACAAUGCAAGCAAAAGCAAUGGGAGCAGUAGCUGUAGUAUCCAAUUACAAAGCAGCACUAACUUCCUUGAUCAUAGCAGCACAAUAACAUGGGGUCUGCAAGCAGAAUCUGCCACCAAGGCAGAAAAUAAAGAUGCUCAUUCUUCUCAUGUGGUACCCUUGCAAUCAGAUCAAGAAGACAUUAAGUGGUCUGAGUAUCUGAACAACACCCCUUUUUUCCUGGGAACCACAGUGCAGCAGCAUCAAACCACUCACCCUCUCUACAGUGAUGAGGUGAAGCCAGAAACAGCCUUCAUAGCAGACGAAUCAAGUACCACUUGGCACCACAGCCAGCAUUUUCAACCCUCGGAUAUAUAUAGCAAAGAUCUUCAGAGAUUUUCAGUUGCUUUUGGACAAACCCUGUAG
This is a messenger RNA of Sphenostylis stenocarpa, 1326 nucleotides long. The record is from the annotation of a GenBank genome assembly. Lineage: Eukaryota; Viridiplantae; Streptophyta; Magnoliopsida; Fabales; Fabaceae.